UUGGCUAAUCCAUUCUCAGGUGGUUAUGCACUUUUUGGAUCCGUUACUGAUACUACACUAUGCCUCCUCCACCUCAUUCACAGAGAUCUUCAGUGACACAAACAUUAGACAGUUAUCUCAGAUGCUACUAGCAUUAACCUUCUUCCACACAUCGGAAUACAUUCUAGCCAUCGCCUUUCACGGAGCGGCAAAUGUGACUCUAAGCUCACUUCUGAUCACCAAACACUACGUUUUAGCAAUGCUCGUGUCGCUGCUUGAAUACCUAACCGAGAUAACCCUCUUCCCGGAACUUAAACAACACAUGUGGGUCAGCAACUUUGGACUCAUAAUGAUCAUCACCGGAGAAACCAUCAGGAAAACAGCUAUAAUCACAGCGGGGAGAUCGUUCACACACUUGAUAAAGACCAACCACGAGGAGCAUCACAGGCUUGUGACUCACGGUGUGUAUAUACUAAUGAGACAUCCGAGUUACUGCGGGUUUCUCAUCUGGUCUGUUGGCACACAGGUUAUGCUCUGUAAUCCUGUUUCAACGGUUCUGUUCACUGUUGUGGUGUGGAGGUUUUUCGCUCAGAGGAUACCGUAUGAGGAGUGUUUUCUGAAGCAGUUUUUUGGUGUGGAGUAUGUAGUGUAUGCAGAGAGUGUUGCUUCUGGUAUUCCUUUUGUACUAUGACCACUUGAAUCAUUGUGAGUGUAUGUAGCAGAGCUUAUGAGAAGACUACACAGUAGUCUUAUCUCAAAGGUGAGAGAACACAAGAUGUAACCAAGAAAGUAAGGAGGAGGAUUCAGACUUCAUGUUUUCCCCCAUUUUAAGAUUGUGUAACAGAUUCAGCAACGGUUACAAAAAGUUGUGUUUUUUUAGACAAAAGAUUAUAACUUUGAUGCAAAUUUGGAAUUUUAGAUUCAGUAACAUUUACAAAAGUUGUGUUCUUGUAGACAAAAGAUUAAAACUUUGAUGCA
Messenger RNA from Eruca vesicaria subsp. sativa (arugula), 957 nucleotides. The record is from the annotation of a GenBank genome assembly. NCBI's taxonomy places the organism in Eukaryota, Viridiplantae, Streptophyta, Magnoliopsida, Brassicales, Brassicaceae.